AAGUAGGUGUUGGUGUUGGUGUAAUUGUUUAUUUUUAUUUGGGUGGGGGUUAGUCUGUUAGUCAUCAGCCAGUAAUUAUUAGAGUAUAAUAUUUAUUUGAUGAUGGACUGGCCAAUUUUCAGUAUUUUCCUCUAUGUCUCUGUCAUCCUGCCAGUAAAAUCUUUGGUUGUCCCAUGUAAUGAUUCUUUUACAUCAAAAUGUUUAUGUGGUGAUAUUGACUACAUGGGUAAAAGACAGUUUGUAGUGAAUUGUACCAACACAAAUUUUCAAAAUGCAUCAGUAUUACAGAAUCUACCUUCAAAAACACAAGUUCUGAUUUUCACUGGCAACAACAUCAACGAGCUUCCAAUGAAUGUGUUUGGUUCUAUGAACAGUUUCUUGGAUUUGAAAGUAGUGGACAUGUCAAACAACAACAUUCAAGACAUCCGCGGUAAAACAUACCACAGAGUGUCGAAUGUCGAGAGACUGAUCCUGAACCACAAUCAAAUAUCAAUCUCUUCAAAGGAACCGAGCCAUCACCAUCCACGCAUUUUUUCCAAUUUUGAGAACUUGGUUGAACUCCACUUGACGGAUGCAUUUGCGGACAACAAUCCGGAAGAUCUCGCCUCCGAUCUGCACGACAUUUUCAUCAACAGUGAGCUCACUUCUCUGCGCAAACUGCAUUUGGAGCAGAACGAGAUAUCUCAGUUCAAAGACCCAAAAGUCUUCUGUGAUCUACCAAACUUACAAGACCUUCAUCUGGGUCAAAACCACUUGACGGGUUUACACUUUGACAUUGACUGUCUCCCCCACCUGAGGUUCCUGGACCUGGAGUACAACAACAUCCGACAGCUGGCUCCGGACGAUCGCUCGGCUCUAGACAGCUACACCAAGACUCACACGGACCAUGGCCUAACCAUCGACCUCUCGGACAACUCCCUCACUGGGGGCUGUAGCAGCCUCUAUGCAUGGAUGCAGGCAACCAAGGUUGUUGUCCGCAACAAAAACAUUCUCCACUGUCAUGAGCUCCACCCAUCUGAUGGCUGUCCAGCAUUAUUGGCCUCCCAGGUGCCGGCCGCGCCAUCCUCUCACACCGGAACGGAGCUAUUUCUACUGGUCGCCCUGUGCGCAACCCUCGGGCUGCUGGCCUACACCAACUGGCAUCCGAUUGAGAAACAGAUGCGGCCUUUGGUGGACGCCCUCUCUCACAAAGUUCAUUACACCAACAUCGGCCGACAUGAGGAGCAGGAGAUGAACGUGUGAAGAGGAUUUUACCGUAGGUUAACUGUAGCCGUCCUGUACAACGGUUAGGUUAGAUUCCUACAACUCCUAACCAGUGUCGAAGUACCUAGUCUGUAAAUACCUAACGGAUAUAGAAGAGGUGGAUUUAUAGUUUUAAUGUGAUUGGAUGUUAAAAAAAGUUAAACGUAGACGUCCUCUGUUUUAUCAGAGUAAAUAAUAGUUUGUGGCACAUUCAUAGUAUGCACCAAAAUAUUUAGUAAGGUAAUGGACAUUUUGGCAUAAUUUAUUUUUUGUGAAGAUUUUGCAGCUGUGCCUUAGGCUAGGCGCACACGAGCGAUUAUUUUGAGGCGACUAUUUCAUCGGCCGAUCUGUGCAUAAUGUAUUUGAAUGGAAGCGCGCACACAGGCGAUCGAGAAUUGCGCCGAUUUUAAAAUCUGGGUUUUGCCACAGAUUCGUAGGCGAGGCGAUUGUCGCCCGAAAAUCUGUAACGUACAGGUUGUUAUCAGUCCGCGCACACGGUCGACUAAAAAAUCGGCCAGUCGCUUGUUGUUCUCCACAGGAGUCAGUGAACUUCAGUACUUCAGUGUGAGCUGUUUUGUUUUCUUUGCUAAAAAAAGGC
Molecule: messenger RNA, 1840 nt
Organism: Macrosteles quadrilineatus (aster leafhopper)
Lineage: Eukaryota; Metazoa; Arthropoda; Insecta; Hemiptera; Cicadellidae
Product: toll-like receptor 3
Exons: 6
Coding region: 100-1242 (380 amino acids)
Cellular component (GO): membrane
Molecular function (GO): protein binding
Source: RefSeq, a predicted model, not a curated record